AUAAACUAAACGUCAAUCCAAUUAAAUCCAAUAUUAUUUUCGCGUUUAAAAUACGUUGUUUAGUUACAAAAGUCUGCAUUGAAUUAUAGAGCAUUAUGUAACAUUAUUUCAACAUUUUCAAAAUAAGCAAAAAUGUUGAAUUCAAUUCAGAAUUCCGUAAAAUAUUUACGGUGGAUAAACAUUAAAACUACACUGAGGGGGGUAACACCGAAACGUGUACCAAAUAUUAUUGCUAAUCUUCCAAAAGAAAAAAAUGAAUUAUCCGCUACGCACAAAUUAUUAUUUUCACCGCGUACUGUUGGUCUUGAGAUUACAGAAAAACCUCAAAUCAGCCGAGUAAAACAAGACCCAAUCCCUUAUGUACCUAUACUCAAUCCUCGAUCCAUUUUGCCUCUUGUGGAAGAUUGGGGUAAGGGCGAGAUUGGUCUACCUUCACUUAAACAGGAGGAAAUCCAAGCAGCCAGAUUAAUUGUGAUUAGAAGGAAAAAGAUGAAGAAACAUCAAAGGAGGAAGCUUUGGAAGAGGAUGAGGCAUCGCUGGGCCAGGGUUAAGCAACGUCGACGUCAAAUCAAAGAAAAAAAGUUUCAAAAUGAACUUCUAGCUCUUGUGCAGAACGCAAAUGAGUUCUCCGCAGAAAAAUAUGUUGCGGAGAAGAUUCAAAAAGCGAACUACACCCCUAUACCAACUCGCUGGAGACACAAGAGACUCCCGGAGUUCAUUAUACGUCAACUGCUUGGGAUUGACAAGAAAAUCAAUUACAAACAUACUGAUACAUACAAAGCUUAAAUUUAAAUAUUAAAUUUAUGGUAAAAUGUAGGAAAGUUUGUGUUUAUUAUAGUUUUACACUGAAAAUGUGUUUUUAUUUGAAAGU
This is a messenger RNA of Bombyx mandarina (wild silkworm), 871 nucleotides long. RefSeq lists its product as uncharacterized. Lineage: Eukaryota; Metazoa; Arthropoda; Insecta; Lepidoptera; Bombycidae. The record is from RefSeq and is a predicted model, not a curated record.